Molecule: messenger RNA, 7648 nt
Organism: Capsicum annuum
Lineage: Eukaryota; Viridiplantae; Streptophyta; Magnoliopsida; Solanales; Solanaceae
Exons: 9
Coding region: 516-7430 (2304 amino acids)
Biological process (GO): lipid biosynthetic process
Molecular function (GO): phosphopantetheine binding; heme binding; oxidoreductase activity
Source: RefSeq, a predicted model, not a curated record
UAUAAAUGUAUCAAAACAUAGUUAUCUAAUAUACAACAUAUUAAAUAACUUAAUUUUCUUGGUUGGAAUAGAGCCAACGGUCUAUCGUAAAUAAUAUUUCUAUCCCAUAAAGGUAGAAAUAAAGUCUACGUGUAUCUUAUCCUAUUCAGAUCGGCUUGCUUGUGGAAUUAUACUGAACAUUUUAUUAUGAGAUAAGCAUCCAAUACUCGCAUCGAACUUUAGCCAAAGUUUCUACUACACACUUCAACCAAUUAUGCUGACAUGAUAAUUUAUUUACAUAAAUGAGACCCAUGUCAAAGGUGUCAUGUCAGCCAAAAAAAUUAACAAAAGGUGUCAGUUCAAUACAAAAGGAUGACAAAAAUCAACUAAAAUUAAGUUUAGAGGUAAUAGGGUCCCGUAAAGUUGGAGUGUGUCGUAGCAUAUUUGGUUAUAGUUUAGGGGCGUACUAGAUGCUUUACUCUUUUAUUAUUGGUGUUGUUUAACUUGUUUUUUUUUUUUUUUUGGUUAGGGAAAUAAUGGAGCCAAGAGAAGCAAUAGAUGAAUUAUUUUUGAAAUUGCAUCCAUGUUUUGGUACAAAUACAAAGAUAGGAAUAAUAGGUGGUGGACCAAGUGGAAUAUCAGCUGCUUAUGCAUUGGUGAAACUUGGUUAUACAAAUAUUACUAUUCUUGAGAAGUAUCAUUCUGUUGGAGGCAUGUGUGAAUCAGUUGAUAUUGAAGGAAAUAUUUAUGAUUUGGGAGGACAAGUUGUUGCUGCAAAUAGUGCACCAACAAUUUUUCACCUAGCUAGAGAAAUCAAGGCUGAUGUUGAGGAAAUGGACAACCAUAAGUUUGCUCUAAUUGACUCUACUGGGAAAUACAAUGACAUACAAGUUGUACAAGAUUAUGUAUCUGUUAUUCCUCUCACCUUGAAGCUUCAGGAUGAGGCUAAGGCUUCGGGCAGAAUUGGUGUACAUGCUGUGAGUGAGGCAGCAGCUGACUUAUGUCCUGCGUUUCUUGAGGACAACGGGUUGAAAUCAGUUCCGAAAGCAGUGGCUUAUGGCUACACUGCUUCUGGAUACGGGUUCGUGCAAGACAUGCCAUAUGCAUAUCUCCAUGAGUUCAUCAGAACUUCUAUGGCUGGGAAGAUUCAACGGUUUAAAAAAGGCUAUACCAGCAUCUGGAAGAAGCUGAGCGAGCGAUUGCCUGUUACAUUGCUCUGCAACAAUGAAGUAGUGUCACUUAAACGUGACUCAUUAGGCGUUCAUGUGGAUGUUAAAAAUGAGAUUGAUGGUGAAUUGAAAACAUUGGAGUUCGAUAAAAUUGUUGUCUCGGGUUCUUUUCCCUUUACCGGUGGAAAGUUUUAUAGGUCUCCAGCUUCAUCAAAUGCAUCAGUAAGCAAGAGCAGGAGAAUCGACAUGAAUAGCCUUGAGGAGGAGUUGUUUGAUAAAGUACAAACUAUUGACUAUUACACCACAGUCUUGAAGAUAACUGGAUUUGAUCAUAUCCCGAUGGGUUUUUACUACUUUGGUGAGUUCAUGAAUGAUCCAAAAGCCAUCGGCAAUCCAGUAGCAAUGCAGAGAUUUUACAAUGAUACAAAUGUCUUCUUGUUCUGGUCUUAUGGUAACUCGGUAGACAUAGUAGGAUCAAAGGUCACUGAGCUCCUCAUAAAAGUCGUUGAAAGUAUGGGAGGCCUAGUUGAAAAAGUUGUGUUGCAACGAAAGUUCAAGUAUUUCCCUCAUGUUAACAGCCAAGAUAUGAAGGAAGGCUUUUAUGAGAAAGUGGAAAAUCAACUACAGGGUCAACAAAAUACGUAUUAUGUUGGCGGUUUGAUGGCAUUUGAGUUGACGGAAAGGAAUGCAUCCUACGCCAUGGCUCUUAUGCGCAAGCAUUUCACCAGUAAUAGUGCCAUGCCAGCCUUCCCAUAUGUUAAGAGGUUACUGCCACUGAAAUCAGAUUGUAUCCUUGGUUCUAGACAACUCAAUGAAUCUUCCGGGAUCACCUUUCCGGAUUUGUGUUCCCUGAAUAGCUACUUGAGACACUGGGGAACUCAUCCUUCUACUCAGGACAAUACCGUAUAUACAUGGAUCAAUGAGAAAGGAGAUGUGACAGAUCGGAGGACGUAUAGAACACUUCACUCAAAUGCUUCAACUGUAGCUCAGAAGUUAUUAACAUGCAAGAAACCAACCAUCUUGCCUGGCGAUAGAGUUCUCUUAAUCUACAUUCCAGGGCUUGACUUCGUCGAUGCCUUUUUCGGGUGCCUGAGAGCUAAAGUCAUACCAGUACCUGCCAUACCUCCUGAUCCAACACAGGGAGGUGGACAAGCACUUCUGCAUAUUGCAAACAUUGCUAAAACAUGCGAUGCUGUAGCGAUAUUGUCAACAUCUAAAUACCAUUUUACGGUCCAAACCUUUUCUGUAAAGAAUAUGGUAUUCGGUAGAGGCAAUGGGAGAUCAUCCGGUGGCUGGCCGGACCUACCUUGGUUAUACACCGACUUAUGGAUCAAGAGAAGCAAAAUUUUCAAGAACAGCAAUGAAGUAGCUCGAGAAGACCACGAUCCUUUGCCAAAUGAUUUGUGUUUUCUCCAGUUCACUUCUGGUUCAACUAGUGAUCCUAAAGGAGUUGUGAUCACUCAUAUAGGAAUCAUUCAUAAUGUAAAGUUGAUGCGGAGAAGAUACCGGGCCAACACAAGGACGAUACUAGUGAGCUGGCUACCACAGUAUCAUGACAUGGGACUUAUCGGAGGACUUUUCACUUGCCUAGUAAGUGGCGGUUCCGCGAUACUCUUUUCUCCGAUGACAUUCAUCAAGAACCCACUCUUAUGGCUGCAGACUAUGAGCAAAUACCAUGCUACUCAUAGUGCUGGCCCGAACUUUGCAGUUGAACUCCUUGUACGGAGACUAGAGUCUAACAAGGUGCAGAAUCUAGAUCUCUCCUCCAUGACUUUCCUCAUGGUUGCUGCUGAACCUGUAAGGGGAACAACUCUCAAAAGAUUCAUCGAGUUGACUGAACCUUUCGGACUCUCCCAAGAAGUAAUGGCACCAGGAUAUGGCCUUGCGGAGAAUUGUGUGUAUGUAAACAGUGCAUAUGGAGAAGGCUUGCCAAUUUUGGUUGAUUGGCAGGGGAAAGUCUGCUGUGGCUAUGCUAAUGUACACACUGCAGACGUCGAAAUCAAAAUUGUCGAGCCUGACACUGGUAGGGAGCAUGAUGAUUCCACCAAAGAAGGGGAGAUAUGGAUUAGCAGCUUGAGUACGGGAGCUGGAUACUGGGGAAUAGAGGAGUUAAGCCGGAAAACAUUUGAGAAUGAACUUCUCACUGAACCGGGGAAAAGGUACAUAAGAACCGGUGAUUUAGGUAGAAUCAUUGAUGGAAAACUGUUCAUUACAGGGAGGAUAAAGGAUCUCAUAAUAGUUGCUGGAAGAAACAUAUAUUCCACCGAUGUUGAGAAAACAAUCGAAAAAGCAUCUGACCUUCUACGGCCUGGCUGCUGCGCGGUGGUUGGCAUUCCUGAUGAGGUACUAAUGUCAAAAAGGAUAUCAUUUCCUAAAGGUUCCGAUCAACUUGGAUUGGUCGUUGUGGCAGAAGCUUAUAAUCCAAUUCCUUAUGAAGUUAUUGAACGCAUCCAUACUCGUGUUGCAGAAGAACAUGGUAUAUGUAUUGCUUCCAUUGUGGUUAUCAAACCAAGGUCCAUUAGUAAGACUACCUCAGGGAAAAUCAGAAGAUUUGAAGUAGCCAAAAGAUUUAUUGAUGGAACAUUGAGCAUUUUGGAAGAUGCAACCGAUGGAGAAAAAUCAUCACAGGAGUCUAAAGAUGUUUCCACACCACAAAUCACAAGAAAUUUAGCUCGGGGAAAUGACAAAAUUAGCAAAGGACAGAUCAUAGAAUUUCUGAAGGAGCUGCUGUAUGAAAUGACAGGAGUUCCCAAGUUUAAAAUCUCCAUCACUGAGAGUCUGGUGUCUUAUGGUGUUGACUCAAUUGGCGUUGUUCGAGCAGCUCAGAAAAUUUCAUCCUUUCUUGGAGUCCCCGUCGGAGCGAUAGACAUCUUCUCAGCAACCUGCAUCGAAGACUUAGCAGACUAUGCUGAAGAUCUUUUGAUAAAAUCCCGUCCCGAGUUGGUGGAAACUACCUCCAAUUCUUGUGAAAGUAAGAUGGGAUCAACCAUAAGUACCAAUAUCAAGGUUUCUGAUUCUCAUAAGCUAGUUAUCUGGUUUUUCCAAUUUUUAGCUCUUGCUUAUGUUUCUUUCUUGCUGAUAUUUCCUGCAUGCAUGUCGGUUUCCGCUUUCACAUUUCUUGUCUCUAAAUGCCAAAUGCUGAUACAAGCAGCCCCUUGGUUUGGUUACAUUCUUUCCUUAGUAUGUGCUCCUCUUUCUUGGAUAUUAUGCAUCCUCUCCACCAACAUCUGCAUAGCUUUUCUUGGAAAGUCAUUUCUACAACCAAACUAUAUGUUGAACCCUGAGGUAUCCAUCUGGUCCAUUGGUUUUGUCAAGUGGUGGGCACUUUAUAAGGCUCAAGAAAUCUCUUCAAAAGUCUUAGCAGUGCAUUUGAGAGGAACAGUGUUCAUCAAUUAUUGGUUCGAGAUGCUUGGGGCAAAUAUAGCAUCUUCUGCUAUUCUUGACACUGUCGACAUCACGGAUCCAUCGUUAGUUUCUAUUGGAGGGGAAGCAGUGAUCAACGAAGGAGUAUUGCUUCAGAGUCAUGAAGUGAAAAAUGGUGUCUUGAGCUUCAACCCGAUUAGGAUAGGCCAAAAAUCAUCGAUCGGUCCUUAUGCUGUUGCUCAAAGAGGACGCACAGUGGAAGAUGGAGCUCAUGUGCUGGCUCUCAACACCAGCACGACUGCAGUUAAAAGUGUUCAGGCUAAAAGCACCCAAAAGGACAACUCGACACGAAAGAUCACAAAGGGGAGUCAGGGAAAUCAUGAACAUAUCAGUCAACUACUCUCCAUAUACAUGGUUGGCUUUCUCAGCAGCUUAUCGGCAGCUGUUGUAUAUUUUAUUUACCUUUCGCUAUGGCAAAGCUCGCCUUCACUAAAACAUUUCAGUUUUUUUUGCUUAGCGGGUGCCUUUCAUUGGUUUCCUUACAUGAUUGUCACAUAUGCAACGCUGUUUGACAAUGCCCCUUCAUUCACUUUCGCCACCACCAUUGCCAUUGCUUACAUAUCUCAUGGUCUUAUCCUUAGUUUCUUCACUUGUUUGUUAAACCAUGUUGUCCGUCAAAAAGGAGAAAUGGACAUGACGGGGACUUGUCUUAUCCAUCGUGUCAAUGUUGCAUGUCACAUAAGAUUCACAAAAUUCAUUUCUGGAACAGAGUUGUUCUGUAUUUAUUUACGGCAACUAGGCGCAAAAAUUGGCCAACAUUGUUCCAUCAGAGCCAUUAACCCCAUUUUAGAACCAUCCCUGAUCUCAAUAGGCAAUGGUGUGCAUUUAGGGGACUUCAGUAGAAUUGUUACCGGAAUAUAUACCUUAAAUAACUUUGUGUCUGGAAAAAUUGAUAUUCAAGAUAACUCGGUUAUCGGUAGUCAAGGCCUUGUCCUCCCAGGUUGUGUCAUUGAGAAGGAUGUUAUUCUUGGUGCAAUCUCAGUUGCUCCCAUGAAUUCUGUCCUUCGGCAUGGUGGUGUCUUUGUUGGCUCUAAAAAUCCAGUUAUGGUCAAAAGCAAGUCUUAUUCAUUGGAUGAUCGAAUCGAGGAGAUGGACGUGAAAUACAAAAAGGUGCUUGGGAAUCUAGCUGCAAAUUUUGCUGCUUCAACUCUUAAAGUGAGAUCGAGAUUCUUUCAUCGAAUUGGUGCUGCAGGUAAAGGAUACUUAAGCCUCUACAAUGACAUCCCAGGUUUUCCAGAUCACAAGAUUUUCAGUCCUGGAACGACAUACGGAGUUAUUAUGAGGCACAGUAAUUGUUUGAGUUCUGAUGAUGAUGCAAGACUUGAUCCGCGUGGUGCAGCAAUAAGGAUCCUAUCGAAUGAAACAGAUGAGAGAAGAACAAUUCUUGAUCUGACACUAAAAACUGGCAAGGCAUUUCAUACUCGAACUAUAGGUGACUUUGCAACGUGGCUUGUUUGUGGAGCAGCAGCACGGGAAGAACACGUGAAGCAUGCUCCACAUAUCCGGGAUGCAAUGUGGGGAUCUCUUCGACAGACAGACUCCUACACCAAGCUGCAUUACUAUUCAAACAUUUGCAGGCUUUUCCGAUUCAAAGAUGAUCAGGAGAUGUAUGUCAAAUUCAAGUUAAGGCCUUUUGACAACAACAUUGGUGAGGAUUCUGGUGAGGUAAAGCCUAGAGGAGUACUUCCACCAGAGACUGGUGCAAUUCCAAGAGAUGAGAAUGACAACCGUCCAUUAUGCUUCCUUGAUGAAGAUUUCCAACAUCGUGUGCAUAAUUCCGAGAAGGUCCGUUAUGUUCUACAACUACAAAUCCGACCAAUACCGGAGGAUGAAGUUACUCGGGAGGUUGCACUUGAUUGUACCAAGCCAUGGGAUGAGAUUGAAUUUCCUUAUAUUGAGAUAGGAGAUAUAACUAUUGAUGCAACGCUCACAAAAGAAGAAUCAGAAGAGCUGGAGUUCAAUCCAUUUCUCAAAUGUCAUGAAGUGGAUGUCAUUCGGGCAACAUCAUGCAAUCAAAGCGCGUCCAUGGACCAUGGACGUUCAGUCGUUUAUGACAUAUGCCAGUACCUGAGAAACAGAAAGCCUCUCCCAGAAGCUUGGAGAUUCUUCUUGGAUCAAUCUGAUGUGAAAAUGGACUUCACUGGCUGUCCCCUUGCAGCAACACUGGAGAAAAAGGAUACAACCAAAGUCGUUACACUAGCAAGAUCUUGGUACGUGACAAUGUGGCUAAUCUCUGCUCAACCGUUUUUGCAAACCUUUCUUCCAUAUUUCCUCAUGGGAUUAACAAUCUUUGCUCCACUGAAGUGUCUUUUCUACAUGUCGGAUGGCCUAAAAGUCCAGAAGCAUUGGCUGCUUCCUCUGUUUUGGAUUGUCACAGGACUUUUAGGUGGAUUUCUAUGUGCUAUGGCAAAAUGGAUUCUUGUAGGAAUCAAGAAAGACGGUGAAAGUGAACUAAUUUGGAGUAAAGGGAUCUUCAGCGAUACGAUUUGGCAAGCAAUAAGGACACUGGUAGGAGACUAUUUCAUGGAAAUGACUAGUGGAUCAUUCUUAUUCGGAAUUUGGAUGAAGCUUAUGGGAUCAGAAGUUGCUUGGGAGGAAGGCGCGUACAUCGACAGCAUGGGGGCAGUUUUGAAUCCUGAAAUGGUGAGUGUUGACAAGUAUGGAUCGAUCGGGAGAGAAGCUUUGCUCUUUGGACACAUAUAUGAAGGUGAAGGAGGCAAAGUGAAGUAUGGCAAAAUCAAGAUUGGAGAAAAUGGUUGUGUGGGAAGUAGAGCUGUGGCAAUGCCAGGGGUAACUAUUGAUAAUAAAGGUACUCUUGGAGAUCUCUCACUUGCCAUGAAAGGAGAACUCGUAAAGUAGGCGAAAAUAUGAUCAAGAUCAUGGCAGUGUUUGGUACUGUUGAAAAUAUGUCUCAGAAAUAAAAUAAAGUAGGAAUUAAUAAUUUUAGUAGUUUUAAAUUAUUAGAGUCCUAUAUGAUUUAGGAAUUAGUUGUCCUUUUAUUAUUUGAAUAGGAAUUAGUUAUGCAAUUUAAAUUGAAAUGUAGUAAGAAAUUUAGCUAUAAAUAUAUGUUUUGAGUU